Messenger RNA from Podarcis lilfordi (Lilford's wall lizard), 2231 nucleotides. Lineage: Eukaryota; Metazoa; Chordata; Lepidosauria; Squamata; Lacertidae. The record is from the annotation of a GenBank genome assembly.
AUGGAUAAGAGGAAGGAAGACCUGAGAGGCAGGUAGAGCGGCUUGGUGGCUGAAGGACAGUGGAAGCAUUUGGCUUAGGGUGAAUAGAAAAGGGGAGAACCUGCCGGCAGCACUGAAGGGAGAAGGAAGAAGCAGCUUGAAAUGCUGGACUCUGGUGACUGGCAGGAGUAGUGAGGGAAGAUUCUGACGGCAGUGUAGCAAGACAAACCAGUACUUACACAGGUUAGAAAAAAGGAUUGGAAAAAGUCCUCCACUACAGUGUUGGUGGAGAUUAACUUGGGUGGAGAGAACAGAAGGGCAAUUUGGCAAAAGAUUUUUAUAGGGUAACUAACUGCUUCCUAAAAGCUGUCUUCACUUAACAUUAUAGUUGGAUAUAAGCUGUUGAUAUUUAAACUGACAGUAACAACAAAGUGUAUACUACAGUACUAUUUUGAAGUAACCAGCUAAGUUUGUGCACCUUAUAAUCUUGUAGGUCAUAAAGGUAAAGUACCUUUGUUAAAUGUAAUAUCUGUAUAUGACUAGCUUUGUAACAUGCCUAUCCCCCAACAUUACUGGGGUACUGGUAAGUUAAGGGUUCAGACAAAGUGAGCGAGCGAGACUGAAUGAGCAACAAUGGAAUGAGGGGUGGGUUUUGUUAUUAUAGAUUAAGUAAGGAAAUGCCCUGCCCUCCUUUCCUCCACAGGUGGCAAGAAGGAAAUGGGCCUUCUCCCCUGUUAUCAGAGAGGUAUUAACAACAGCAUGCUUCUGCCACAUCCAUUUAACCAAAGGUUUUCCCAGUAAUUAACGCUAGAUUCUACAAUCAUGUAUUUUUCUGAUAUUUGUAUUUUUCAGAAUAGUUUUAAUGUAUGCAGGAGCAACCAGUGCUGUGGUGCCAGUCACCCAGCAGCAACACUGCCAAGUGUGGCGGUAGGGGGGCAGUGUUUCAACCUUACCACUGUCUUGUCCCAUUCAGGUAAGUGACAGCAUCACCCCACCCAUUCCUGAACAUAUUUUACAUUGUGAACUGCUUUGAGAUUUUCUUAAUAAUAGUAAGCGAUAUAAAUGUACUUUAAAAUACAUUAAAAUAAAUAAAAUGUGUACCCUCUGCAGAGGGAAAAGCAGCUGUGGAGGGCAAUGUGGAGUGGAGAAGUGAUGAGUCUGAAAGGGGUUAGGCACUCCCUUAACCCCUACCACACCUCUGCUUUAAAAAGCGUACCCUUCAGAAGUAUUUUUUCCUCACUGAAACCAGGUCUAUCAGGUUCGCCACAUGCAUUUGUACAUAACACUCAAAUAUUUAUUUGAAUCAUGUUCAGAAUAUAUUACCAACUUCGUAUGGCUGUUGAUAAAAUGACCCCAAUUUUUAAAAAAUCAAGACACUGAAAACUGCAUAACCGAUGGCCAUUAUUGUUGCUGUUGCCUUUAUCAAUCCAUGCCUCAACCUAUGCUACUCAUAGCCCAUUCUACACCACAAAUUUGUAUCAGUUUUAUACAAACUUGACUAUGAUGGAUGGGAACCGUAGUCUGGGGAAGGGUACUUACAAUUCUAUGACAUCUCUAAACCUUCACUCAUAGAACUACAAUCCCCAGAGUUCCCUGAGGAAAGGAAAUGACUAGGACUGCUACACUACAGCUUAAGUCUGUAGUAUAAAUAUGCCCUGCUAGUGGCCAGCUGGGAUCUAGAAAAUUGAAGUUAUUUUGCAUUUGAACAUCAGGGCAUUAUAGGGUGUUGAUGACCAGCUGUAUGUAUCCUGUUAUGGAUCUCAGUCUUUGACUGUAGUGGUGAUGAUGACGAUGGUGAUGAUGAUAGAGGAGAAAUCCCCUCUAUCUCCGGGAGAAUCCCGCUGCUCCCCCCCCCCCCCCCGCUUGUCCUACCUAGGACCGUUUUCAGAGGCGGCGUUCCUUUCCCUUUAAUAGAUGCGUCGUCGAGGGAAUUCUGACAGGCGCAGCUUUUCCAAGCUGGGCAAGCGCCGUGACAUGACAAGAGGCAUCUGCUGCUUUCCCCACAACUAUUAAAGGUACAUGAGUCAUAACGCCCAGAGGUUUGGCCAUCCCUGCUGUAAGCCCAGCAGGGAAAGAGGCUGAUCUCGCCUUUCCCUCCAGGCGAUGUGAAUAUGACACUAAAGAUCUCGCUGCAGCAUCCGCCCACACGGCGCUUCUCAGACUUCCGAGCACGAUGCCCGCAGUGCAAAAGCAGCUCGGAUCUCGGAAUCCCGCUUUGCAGGGCUCCGACAGCCUCGCCAACAGUGCUUUAA